Messenger RNA from Ostreobium quekettii, 399 nucleotides. NCBI's taxonomy places the organism in Eukaryota, Viridiplantae, Chlorophyta, Ulvophyceae, Bryopsidales, Ostreobiaceae. The record is from the annotation of a GenBank genome assembly.
AUGUGUUGCUCCCUGUUCCCCUUUUCCCGUCCAGUGGUCGACAGCUGGCUGGACCUGGCGAAGUUCGUGUCAUCCUCUGGUGCUGGCAAGAAGUCUGCAUUCUCUGAGCUUGCCGAGGCGCUGGGCCGGGAUGUGUACAUCGACAUUAAUGGCUGGCACCUGUUCUUGCGGGACAUCAGCGUGGCGCCCGACCUGAAGAUGAACCACGCCCUGGCCAACCAGCUGGGCUCCAGGCUCGUGAGCGAGAACCUGGGCGACAGCGACAUCGAGGGGCUCCUGCGACAGGUUCCCGUGGUCCUGGGAGGUGGCAAGGUGAAAGUACGCCUGUCCGAUGCGAUGCCCGCAUACUGCAUGCAAGACUUCCUUAAAAUCUGCAGAGAUUUUGCCGACCGGGCCUGA